AGCAGCAGCAGCACAAUGGGCAGUAAAUAUCACUGGCAGAGUCAGAAUGUCAAGCAGAGCGGUGUUGACGACAUGGUGCUGCUCUCCAAGAUCACUGAAGAUGCCAUUGUGGAAAACCUUAAAAAGAGAUUCUUGGACGACUACAUCUUCACUUAUAUUGGGCCUGUGUUGAUAUCGGUGAAUCCCUUCAAACAGAUGCCAUACUUCACUGACCGGGAGAUUGAACUCUACCAGGGAGCUGCCCAAUAUGAAAAUCCACCACACAUUUACGCUCUGACAGACAACAUGUACAGGAACAUGAUGAUUGACAGUGAAAAUCAGUGUGUCAUUAUCAGCGGAGAGAGUGGAGCAGGAAAAACUGUUGCUGCUAAAUACAUCAUGGGCUACAUCUCGAAAGUAUCCGGGGGAGGAUCUAAAGUACAGCAUGUUAAAGAUAUUAUCCUGCAGUCAAACCCUCUGCUAGAAGCAUUUGGCAAUGCGAAGACGGUCCGCAACAACAAUUCAAGUCGCUUUGGCAAGUACUUUGAGAUCCAGUUCAGUCGAGGAGGAGAGCCAGACGGAGGGAAGAUCUCCAACUUUCUGCUGGAAAAAUCAAGGGUUGUGAGUCAAAAUGAAAAUGAAAGGAACUUUCACAUCUUCUACCAGCUAAUAGAUGGAUGCACACCUCAGCAGAAAGAAGGCUUGGGAAUCAUGACGCCAGAUUACUACUACUACCUAAACCAGUCAGGCACAUACAAAGUUGAUGGAACCAACGACAGUAAGGACUUCCAGGAAACCAUGGAAGCCAUGCAGGUGAUUGGCAUACCAGAAAUGCAUCAGACGCUGGCGCUGCAGAUUGUCGCUGGCAUCUUACACCUAGGCAGCAUUAAUUUUAUUGAGGUGGGAAACUACGGGCAGGUGGAGAGCACAGACUUGUUGGCGUUCCCUGCAUACCUGCUGGGCAUCGACCAGAACCGUCUACAGGAGAAGCUCACCAGCAGAAUAAUGGACUCCAAAUGGGCCGGCAAGACUGAAUCUAUUAACGUGACUCUCAAUCUGGAACAAGCACGGCACACGCGUGACGCUCUCGCCAAAGCUCUCUAUACCCGACUCUUUGACUAUUUGGUUGAGGAAAUAAACAAAGCCAUGCAGAAACCCAUUGAAGAGCUGAGUGUUGGUGUUCUGGAUAUUUAUGGAUUUGAGAUUUUCCAGAGGAAUGGUUUUGAGCAGUUCUGUAUCAAUUUUGUGAAUGAAAAGCUGCAGCAGAUCUUUAUUGAGUUGACACUGAAAGCAGAACAGGAAGAGUAUGUGCAAGAGGGCAUCAAAUGGACACCCAUAGAGUACUUUAACAACAAAAUCGUGUGUGACUUAAUAGAAAAUAAACUGAGUCCCCCUGGCAUCAUGAGUGUGCUGGAUGAUGUGUGUGCCACCAUGCAUGCCACCAAAGAUGGAGCUGACAUGACUCUGCUUCAGAAGCUCCAGAAUGCGGUGGGGACGCACGAUCACUUCAACAGCUGGAACUCUGGUUUCAUCAUUCACCACUAUGCUGGCAAGGUGUCAUACGAUAUCAAUGGUUUCUGUGAGCGAAACAGAGAUGUGCUUUUCCCCGAUCUCAUAGAACUGAUGCAAAGCAGCCAAUAUGACUUCAUCCAAAGCCUCUUCCCAGAAAACCUCAACACGGAUAAGAAAGGUAGACCAACCACAGCUGGCUCCAAGAUCAAAAGGCAAGCCAAUGAGCUGGUCAGUACACUGAUGAAGUGCACACCGCACUACAUACGCUGCAUCAAACCCAACGAGACCAAGAGGCCCAAAGACUGGGAGGAGAGCAGAGCGAGACAUCAAGUGGAAUAUCUCGGCUUAAGGGAAAAUAUUAGGGUACGACGUGCUGGAUUUGCCUACCGUAGAAUCUUCCCAAAGUUUUUACACAGGUAUGCCAUCCUGACAGCAGAGACGUGGCCAUGUUGGCGUGGAGCAGAGCAGCAGGGUGUUUUACACCUCUUGCGUACGGUAAACAUGGAGACAGAUCAGUACCAGAUGGGUCGCUCCAAAAUCUUCAUCAAGAAUCCGGAGUCGCUAUUUUUGCUGGAAGAGAUGCGAGAAAGGAAGUUUGACACAUUUGCCAGAACCAUCCAGAAGGCGUGGAGGAAAUACAUUGCCAGGAGGAAAUAUGAACAAAUGCGGGAAGAGGCCUCGGAUAUACUUUAUAACUCUAAAGAACGUCGUAGGAACAGUAUAAACAGGAACUUUGUUGGCGAUUACCUGGGCAUGGAGGACAGACCUGAGCUGCGGCAGUUCAUGGCCAAAAGAGAGCGGGUUGACUUUGCUGACUCGGUUAACAAGUUUGACCGUAGGUUCAAGUCUAUAAAGCGGGAUCUAAUACUGUCACCAAAAUCCAUCUACCUAAUUGGUCGGGAAAAGAUAAAGAAAGGACCAGAAAAGGGCCAGAUAAAAGAAGUUCUGAAAAGAAGGCUGGACAUCAGCGGCAUCCGUUCAGUGUCACUGAGCACAAGGCAAGAUGACUUCUUCAUCCUGCACGAGACUGAGUACGACAGUCUGCUGGAGUCCAUGUUCAAGACUGAGUUCCUGACACUGCUGUGCAAACGUUACGAGGAGCAAACCCGAAGCAAACUCACACUGUCUUUCAGCGACAGGCUGCAGUUUAAUGUGAAGAAAGAGGGAUGGGGAGGAGGAAGCACACGAAUGGUGGUGUUUCAGAGAGGACAGGCCGAUGAAGCUGUCAUCAAAGCCGGAGGAAAGACCCUCACCGUCAGUGUUGGAGAUGGACUGCCAAAGACAUCCAAGCCGACUAGGAAAGGCAUGCCUCAGAGUCAUGGAGGAAGAAGCCAGCCACAGCACAGAGGCGGGCAUCAGAAUGGGGCAGCGCAGUUUCACCGGGGUGGCGGUCAGCAGCAGCAGCAAAAGGAAGUGACGUACUCUAUGCCAGUGAGGCACAAUCCUCCACCCAGCAACCCUCUAAAAUUGGGCUCGCAGAAGAAUCAAAGAGGCUCGAGGCCGGUUCAGAAUCAGUCCACAAACCUAGACUUCCUCAAUGUGCCUGAUCAGGGCAUGUCUGGCAUGCAGCGGAAAAAGAGUAUCAGCCAGCGUCCUCCUCCGGCCCCCUCUAGCCGGCCCAAACCUCAGGCACGACCACAGGGCCCACGAUGCCGAGCGCUUUAUCAGUAUUUUGGCCAAGAUGUAGAUGAAAUCAGUUUUGAAGUCAACGACAUCAUUGAACUCCUCAGUGAAGAUCAAUCAGGAUGGUGGCGAGGAAGAAUUCGUGGGAAAGAAGGACUUUUUCCUGGAAACUAUGUGGAGAAGAUCUAAAGAGGUAGACCUGCACCCUAGAUCCAUGGUUCUAAACUGGUUUGGCCACAGGACCCACAUUUUCUCAUGGUCAUUGAACACAAGCAUCGCCCCUUAUUGAAAGAAUAUUGUUAAUAGUGAUGAAUCAUAAUUAAAUAGCAGUUACAAACUAGCUUUUGCUGAUGCAAUAACAUUAGUAAACUUUAGUAACAGAAUAACAGCUGACAGGUCGAGAAAGAUUAUUGCCGCAUCUCAUCUGAAACGGAGAAUGUGUUUUCACACACAUGAAGCGCAUCUAACAAGAAACAUUAAAAGCUUUCACACACUUCUUUCAAAAAGUCACGAACUAACAGUUGAGAAGCAGAUCAUGAAAAUCUCUGAGAUUUUACACUUCAAGCCACA
Molecule: messenger RNA, 3684 nt
Organism: Danio rerio (zebrafish)
Lineage: Eukaryota; Metazoa; Chordata; Actinopteri; Cypriniformes; Danionidae
Gene: myo1f
Product: myosin IF
Biological process (GO): system development
Cellular component (GO): myosin complex
Molecular function (GO): ATP binding; cytoskeletal motor activity
Source: RefSeq, marked validated